Molecule: messenger RNA, 2699 nt
Organism: Anopheles nili
Lineage: Eukaryota; Metazoa; Arthropoda; Insecta; Diptera; Culicidae
Exons: 2
Coding region: 8-2443 (811 amino acids)
Source: RefSeq, a predicted model, not a curated record
GUCAAACAUGCCGGUGGACAACGCCAACGUUGAUGCGGUGGGAAUGAAUGGUGAAAUGAUGGGAGAGGACUCCCCAAUGAGUCCUCCCGAGGAUGGCGUCGGUUCGGGUGGCAGUGGGAGCGAGGAAAGCAGCAACUCUCCCAGUGCACCUUCAUCGAUCUCCUCCUCCACCAGUGGCUCAUCUGCGUCCACCUGCGAGGCAUCAUCGCCUCCUGCAGCAACAACAGCAUCAACAACACCUGCUCAGGCUCAGAUGCUUUACCUGCCCGUUGGGCUGGCCAACAUCAAGGAGGAACUGCCGGAACCAGAAAUACAGGCCGAUUCGGAGGUAUCCCUGGAAGAGGGCCACGUGCUAGUGCAGGUGCUCGAGGACACCCCCAACGAUGAGGCACCCCCACCGGAACCGGAAGUGCAGAUACGCGCGGGAAAAGUGGACGAGUCCUUCCGGAAACUGACCGCCGCCGACACCGUUACCUGUUACCCGGCCAAGGGCAACGUGAUGCGGGUGCAAAUGGGCAAAGUGACGUACCAGCUGACGGAUCAAAUGCUCAAAUCGGGUGCCCUAGCGGCGGCCAUGCACAACCCGCACCUGCUCACGAAGGAUCAGCUCGAGCGGAUGAUAUCGGAAAAGGAUCCGGAGCUGGAGUACCGGAAGCACCACAACAACAACAGCACCUGGCAGCGCUACAUGCCGAUGUAUUAUCGUGGCGUGAAGCAGAACUACGUGCGUUGCCUCGAGUGCGGCUGGCUCGUGCUCCACAAGGCUAGCACCGGAACCGGAAGUUUACUGCGGCAUCGGUGUAAAAUCAAACUGCCGUCCGGUGUCGAGGUGAAGCUCGAACCGAAGGUGUCCAGUAGCUGGAGUGCCACGCACGGAAAGGCCGGAUCUGGUGCGAAAUCGUCCGCCACUGCCAUCGGUGGGAAAGUGGUUCAAGCGGCGACGACGGCACCGGGGACGGUGUCAGGUGCGGUGGCUUCAGGAACUCAGGGUGCAACGAGUGCAAGUGGGGUGGUGAAAUAUGGCACCGGAACGGUUCUGCCGCAGAACGUAAAAGACGAGCUCGUACGACAGCAGGCAUGUGUCCUUUAUAAGGGCAUCGUAAGUGCGGACCUUUUCGAGCAACCGAGCUUCCGUACGCUGGCUCAGAUGCUGGUCAACAUUGGAGCGUUUUACGGGCAGCAAAGCGAAGGGUUGCUGGCAUCCCGUGACGCUCUGCUCGACUCCGUCCUACCCGCGAUGUACCAUGAGGCCAAAAGCCAACUUAACAGGGUCCUGUCCGAUUGCGAUCUGACGUUUAGCUUCAGUUUGUUUCGGCACGAGCACGAAAGGCGCAGCUACGUUGCGAUUAACGCGUACACGGUUGCUUCCGAUUACUACUUCCGGCCACUGCACGUGAAAACGCUCGAUGUGACGGGACAGGAGGGCGCGUACGUUGAACACCUGCAGCGUAUUAUCGAGGACAGCCUUGCGCGGACGUUCUCCGAACCGAUUAAGCUCGUGUACGGAGGACCUCCGUGUGAUGCACCGGAUAGCACCGAAACGGAACAGGCACUCCGAGGACACCGCGAGCAGUACGAGUUGAUUCCGUGUGCCGUCACCAUGCUGUGGGGCAUCAUGAAACGCGUGCUCGAGCUUUUCCAGUGCGACAGUGGCCGGUACCUGGAGCGAUUCCUGAUCGAGGGUGCGCCUGGUGAUUCGGACGAGGACGAAUCGGCACCGGCUGAGUUCGCGGUCCUUCAGCGGUUCCUGGAGCCAUUCCGUGAGCCCAUCCGUACCCUGGCGUCGGAUACGGGUGUCACCAUUAGCGAGGUGGUGCUGUGGCGCAAAAAGCUCGAACUCAGCUUCCGCCCUGAGCCGGAUGAUGAGGAAGAAGUGCGAUUGCUGAAGGAGACGCUGGUGGCUCAACUUGCGGAGCAUUUUCCACUGCAUGACUACCACCGCAUAGCGGUGUUUCUCGACCCAAAAUUUAAGGGUCUUCGCUUUUUGCCUGACGACGAGCGUGAUGAGACGCUGGCUCGAGUCCGGCAUCACCUGCACGCUGAUCUCGAGGGCAUCGAGCGCGUUAAACGGGGUCAGUACGGUGCGAACGGGUCCCGAAAACGACGCAGCUCACUUCCGGCGGCUGAGCUGCGGUUCUACGAGUUUAUGGACGCAUCGCUUAAGCUCGAGUGCGACGAUGUCGUUGACGAUGAGAUUCAGCAGUACGUAGAUGUGAAGCUCGAGAGUGCGGUUGAUAUUAUGUCGUACUGGCGCACCGAGACGGCGUAUCCGCUGCUGAAGCGCCUGUGCCGGCGUAUCCUAAACAUUCCCGCGGCCUGUGAUGAGAUGCGGCAGCUGUUCGGUCAGACCGGUCAGCAUGAGCUGCAGAAGCGGCGGCUCGCGUUGAGCGACCGUGAGCUGGACAUGGUGAUGUACCUCCACCAGAACGUGAGCAGCCCGUGAAGCGGGUGCGAUUUGCGGAAGGACAGAAGAGAAUAAACUUUAUAUUUAUUAAUUUUUAAGACGGUCCUUCUUUUUGACUUUUCCUUUACUGAUUACCCACAUCCGAAGAUCUCUAGCAGCAGCGAGCAUCAUGUUUUAUCUGUGUCCUGAAUUUUUCGCUUUUCAUAGGUCUCGUGACCGGUUCCUGGAAUCGAGCCAACAGAUCGAGGCUCUGGUAGAGCGAUUCGCGCGUGAAACGCCCAUCCCGGAGGCUCCG